Molecule: messenger RNA, 1746 nt
Organism: Exophiala aquamarina CBS 119918
Lineage: Eukaryota; Fungi; Ascomycota; Eurotiomycetes; Chaetothyriales; Herpotrichiellaceae
Exons: 2
Coding region: 1-1746 (581 amino acids)
Biological process (GO): DNA-templated transcription
Molecular function (GO): zinc ion binding; DNA binding
Source: RefSeq, a predicted model, not a curated record
AUGGCAGAAGACAAUAACCCGCCGCCCGGCCCUUCUCCGUCUGCUGGAUCUGUCUUCAGUGUUUCCAGCAGCUACGAUGGUGGAUACAUGGAGCGUUCGAUGUAUAUUGCACCCGAUAAAUUCCGCGGAGAAGAUGGUUCAGAUAUCAAUUAUACCAUUCCAGCUCACUCUGAAGCGAAUCAAAAGCUCGCCAACCUACAAAGGGCGUUUGAGAUGCCACCUCGCGCAGUCAGAGAAUCCCUAUUUGAGAACUUUUGGACCCGUUGUUAUUUUUGGGAUCCCAUUGUCGACAGGUCUCAAGUAAUGGAGAUAGCCCCUGAUAAGGUAUCACCUCUUUUGCUUCAGUCCAUUUUCCUCGCCGGGAGCCGUAUGCUAUCGCCCUCACAGCCCCACAACUAUGCCUCGGCCCAAGACUACUAUACUCGAGCUAAAACGCUAUUCUGGCUCGACUGUGAAAAAGACCCUCUUACUCUUCUGGUUGCUGCAUCUCUCAUGCACUGGUGGAAUCCACAUGGGCCGGAACGGGUGUCGACGAACACAAGCAGCUUUUGGUGUCGGAUUACCGUAAGCCUAGCCCAGCAGAUGGGAAUCCACCGACUGAAGAAGCCAGUGCCCAAUGAGUCACUUCGUCGUCGAUUGUGGUGGUCAAUAGUGGCCCGGGAUUGUCUCAUCAGCCUCGCCCAUGGACGUCCACAGGCAAUCAACCUCGAAGAAAGUGAUAUUCCAAAGCCGACUCUGGAGGACUUUCCCAACUCCACCCAGACAGGCUUGUUUUUUAUCGCAUAUGUUGACUUAUCGAUGAUCGUGGGACGAUUCACUCGGCAUAAGAUUCGAAAAUCAUCCAGUAGGGAUCAAAAUGAAGAUAUUGGACACUCCUUGUAUCAAUGGAACAGGACUCUCCCGGAGCCGCUCCGACUAUCAUCUUACAACUCAAAAAGACAGAGCAACAUUUAUUCAUUCUCGAAACCUUACAAUCUCGAGAGCCGUCAGCUGAACAUUCUAUACCUAGUCAUGAUUACUCUCUUAUACCGCUCGAAAUCUCUUGACGAUCCAUUUCCUACAGCAGCAGUCCUCGCUGCAUCGACCGUCGCUGGAAUCUUCGAGGAUUUUCUUGCUCGCGACGAGGUGCGAUUUCUCGGUGCCUGCUUCACCUUCCAUCUUUUGGCUGCGUCCAUUGCAUUACUUUCCUGCUAUAAAUACCCGGAAUUGUGGGCGCUUGCCCAGGAAGACCUCAACACUUUAGCGCAGGCUCAAGAAGAGAUGAAGAAAAAGUGGCCCUCAGCCCUGGGGAGCAUUGGUAGCUUCGACCGAAUGUUCAAGCUCGCUGUGGCCACACAGAAGAAGGUGGCCCAACUGCCGGAGAGCACUUUGACACCGGACCAGGCGGCAUUCUUUGAGGACUACAACAUGACGCUGUGUCGAAUGCACGCGAUUCUCGUGCCGAAACGUGACGGCUACGGCAGCCGCAGAGCUCAGCAUGAAAAUAACAGUACGAACAAAGUGAACCAGCAGCCAACCAGCGUGGCUGAAAGUGGACAUGGGAAUGGGAAUUUGAAGGAGGACAUGAUCCUAAUCCCACCAUACUACGCUCAAGGUGAGUCUAUCGGUCAACAAUUCAUAAUAGAGCAGCCGGGUCUCCCGGACGAGCCCCUCAAUUUUGAUCACAUGUUCCAGGAGAACGCUGGGCAGUUAGACGAUGCCAUUGGAGACUGGCUGUUCUGGGAUCAGCCUCCCCUUGAUAAUUGA